Messenger RNA from Closterium sp. Naga37s-1, 1932 nucleotides. NCBI's taxonomy places the organism in Eukaryota, Viridiplantae, Streptophyta, Zygnematophyceae, Desmidiales, Closteriaceae. The record is from the annotation of a GenBank genome assembly.
AUGGAAAACGUCGAGUAUUUUCAUGAAAAGCUUCUCCUACCCGACGAAGAGUUCGCGCUCCUAGAAGCGGCAGUGGCGGCCGCGGAGCGGGAAGCGGCUGCGCGGAAAGCUGCGCGAGCGGGUAGUUCCGCGGGGGUAGUGGCGGUACAUCCGCGGGUGGACGGGACGGCGGAGGCAGUGAAGGAAUCCGCGCGCGAGAGGAACAAUGCGCGGGGACGCGGGGACAGGAUUGAGUCUGCGGAAAGCAGCGCAGUAACGGCGUCGCGGCGGCAGGUAGCUCUAGAGUCGACUCAGAAGUCGCUUCACGCAUGGAUGCGACCAGAGACGCUUUUUGAGGCGCCUCGAGAUCCCAAGGCGCCUUUUCAGGUUCCUCAAAUGGCGGAGCCUGUGACAAGGAGGUCCCUUUUUCCGGACAUUGAGGACGUGGCGAGUCGCGAUGCGCUGCCAGCGGAAUGGACACGUGGCAUUGCUGGAGGCGCUGAUGGGUGUGAGGGGGAGCGCGGGCAACGAAUGGAGGCUAGGGGAAUGAGUACAGAGGCUCGGGGAACGGGUUCAGAGGAGAGGAGAACGAAAGGAGAGGCGCGAGAAGCUAGAGAAGGGGCGCUGGAGGUUCGGGCAAGGCACGUGGCACGGCGGCCGUUGGAUUGCAAGCGGAAUCAGCGGCUGUCUGUGACGGAUAUUACAGACGCGCACGAGCGCCCCAUGAUUGACAUGCCUCACCACCCGUCCCUUCUCUUUCUAGACACGUCCCAAAGCCCACCUCGUUUCUCUUUCCCUCCGUUCACCCUCUCGCUCACCUUCCCACUCACCCAUUCGCCCAUCACUCCCUGCUCACAGGAGUGGUGUGAGCAGCGGGUCGUCUUCUCUCUCGCCCGCGGCAAGCCCCCGCCAACAGCAGCGAUGAGGGCGGGCGCGGAGAGGCAUGCAGCGUUGGAGCGGGAGGUGGUGGAGACAAUAGAGGUGGCGGUGGAAACCAGGGAGGACGUGUGGGCGCUCAGGCUGCUGGGGGCCGCUGCUAGAGUGCUCGCCCUGGGGGAGGUGUCUCCUGCCCUGGCCCUUGCCCACUGCCUGUUGUUUUAUCACCUCGUGCCUCCUCCCCCUCCUGCUGCUGCUGCUGCUGCUGCUGCUGCUGCUGCUGCUGCUGCUGCUGCUGCUGCUGCUGCUGCUGCUGCUGCUGCUGCUGCUGCUGCUGCUGCUGCUGCUGCUGCUGCUGCUGCUGCUGCUGUUGCUGUUGCUAUUGCAUCGCAACUCGAUUCCUCUACACGCCCUGGCAGGGACGGGGGGAGCAAGGGAGGCGCAGAGGGAUGCGGUGGGGGAGGCGGCGAGGGAGGCGGGGAGGGAGGCGUGGAGGGAGGAGCGGAGGGAGUAGUGGGGGAGGGCGGGAGCGGGUGGCGUGUGAUGGUGGUGGACACCAAGACUCGUGUGCGUCCCCGACCCCCCAGGACUGCCCAGAGCAGGAAUUCCAGGCUGCAGCUGAUGUGCUACAGCGCGCUACUCAGUGGCAUGAUUCAGCACAGACUGCCUCAGCAGCCCUUCUUCUCCUCCUUCCGCCUCCAACCCCACACCGCCCUCUCCCCGCAAGUGCUCGAGCAUGCUGCAGAGCUCUUUCCUCAGAGAAAGAUCGCCUGUCUUGCUGACGUCACGGCUGCAGUCUCUCACGCCUUCCAGUCGCUGCAGCCGAUGCACUCCACCUUGCUGCUACGGUAUGAGUGGCAGGCUGAUGGUUCACUUAUUCACGAGGACCACUUCCCCUAUGAUCCCCACUGGCUGCAAGCUAGCAUCUCCACAAGCCUCGAGUUCUGGCUCGGGCGCCGCCGACCCUUCAUCGUGCCUCGUGAAGAGGCUUGGAAAUGCUUCUGGUGCUCGUUUGCGCCAGUGUGCCGCCCGGAUUUGAGGUGGAAGGGGCAAGCAGGCAAUGGAGCAUGUGUCUGA